This is a messenger RNA of Hyphopichia burtonii NRRL Y-1933, 2126 nucleotides long. RefSeq lists its product as uncharacterized. The record is from RefSeq and is a predicted model, not a curated record. The transcript has 2 exons. The coding region runs from base 9 to 1667 and encodes 552 amino acids. NCBI's taxonomy places the organism in Eukaryota, Fungi, Ascomycota, Pichiomycetes, Serinales, Debaryomycetaceae.
CUCUAUACAUGAUGAAGCAACCUGGUAAAGGACCAAAGUUGGGCAAAAGGGCCCAAGCACUUCUUUCUAGACAAAAUGAAGACUCUGAAUCCAAAGCAUUGGAAACUGUUGAAGAUUAUUUGGAGGAAGCUUCCCUGCAAGAAGAAUCAGGGGAUAGAUGGUUAGGCUCCGAUUUGUCUAAAGCUCUUCGCUUUUAUCAAAGAGCCUAUCAACAUUAUCAAAUCUCAAUCAAUUUGCAACCAUCCUUAGACAAUUACGAUAGUUACUACAAUGCGUGCAGAUUGUUAUUUCAUGUUUACAACAUUUACUUUAAAAAUGAUGGUAUCAAUAUUUAUAAGUUACAUAACGUUGCUGAAGUUCUCUCCGGUGAUUCUAAUUCGGUUGUUCAGGAUUUGUCAAGCAUCUUACAAAGUCAUGAAAAAGUUUGUGAAUUGUUGGAAAAUUCAAAUAGAAGAAUUCCCCAGGAUUUAUUAUACAAUACUUGCUUGAUAUACACCGAGGUUAUUGAAGUUGAACAAAUAAAUAGCGAUAAAAAUGACUUCAAUGAGAUUCUUAACUUGGGCUCAAGAACUCAAGCUUUAUUUAAGACUUUGAUCAACGACCAGAUUAAUGAUUUCAAGAAAUUUUUGAAUGACUUAGAUCAAAUUAAUGACUCAUCCAAUCAAGUUACCACUCCACAGCUACAAGUAAAUGAAAGUGAAAAUCAUUUCCAAGAAGAGUAUACUAGUGAAGAUGUCUUACAGCCAAAUGAUAUUUUUGAAACUUUAUUAAGUGCAUAUAGAUUAAACCAAGCCAUUUUGGAGAACAUUUCAGAGCCUUCCCAAUUAUUAUCAGCAUUAGACUUUAUAAAUCUAUUUGCUUUAUAUUUGGAUGAAAUAACAAAUGAGUUGAUCAACAGCUUUAGUGAAAAUAACAAUGCCAAAUCUGACAUGAUCUCUUCAAUCAAAGAAGACCAACUCCAAGAAUUAGCAAUUGUUCAGACAUAUAUUAAAGGCUUAAGUACUAAUGAUUUAUACGAAUUGAUAGAAAUUUGGUCAAAUCCUCAAUUGCCUUCGAUUCCUGAAAAUUUCAUGCUGUGUGCUGACAACAUUCAAACAUUACUCGAUAGAAAUGACUUAACGUUAUCUAAUUUGAAUUCGUCAGAUAACAAAGGGUUAAAAGAGAUAUUCUGGAAAUCAUUAACUGAAAUGAAUAAUAAGUACAAGUUCGCUCAAGAGUUACUAAAUAAGCAAAUUUCAGAAAAGAAGCAAAAUUUAUCAAAAGCUGAUGAAUCUUUAGGGGUAUUAAUAGGACAAUUGAGUGAUUUGGUUAUUGCAAGAUGCGAUAUCGAUUUACAAAGAAGUCAAUUGACCAAUUAUGAACCAGCUAUGAAAAACUCCUCGGUCUUAUUUAAAAAUGCUAAGGUUUUCUGUAAAAGUGCAAUGAAUAUUGCCAAUACCUCUGGUGGAUUGAGAGAACGAGCUCUGGAAAAGUCAUUAAGAGAACAAAAGAAAUUAGAUGCUGUAUUCAGAAUGUGCUUAUUGGAAAAUAAAAUCUCUUUGGGCGAAUUGGAUCAAAUUAUGACUAGAGAAAACUGGGUAGAUCAAGUGCCUAACAUCUUAAAGUUGGGUUAUUAUGAUAAUUUUGGUAUCAACCAAAUUUUUGAAACGUUGAAAAAUGUUUAUUAAAAAAAGACUAUAUAAUCGGAAUAUCAGUGAUAUUGUUUAUAAAAGAAGAAUCGGGAUACUCUUCAGGGUGUGUUGUUGAAGCGGUUCUUUCAAAUAUCGAACUAUCAAGAUAGCUUAACGAAAUUGAAUUGGACCGACUCAGUCUAACAAAAAUCAGUAAAAUAUUCAAUUUCAAUGAAUAUAUGAUAACAGGAAUGAUUUUCAUUUUGAACAAAUUCUUUUCAUGUUAUUUUUAUCCAGUUAUAUGAACAUAUAUACUUAUAAAUAUAUAAUUGUAUCAAGGCGGUGUUUGGUCCCUUAGAAUGUAAAUUAGUAAAUACAACAAUGAAAUAAACGAGCUUUAGUUUAACACCCGAGCAGAGCCAGGCCACAAUAUAUAGUCUAUCUUCAACUUUUCCAUGCACCCAAGAGAUGCUAUGAAUUAUUAAUAGUGCAAGGGCUUUGAAAGAUAGUGGAUUC